Molecule: messenger RNA, 3246 nt
Organism: Galleria mellonella (greater wax moth)
Lineage: Eukaryota; Metazoa; Arthropoda; Insecta; Lepidoptera; Pyralidae
Exons: 1
Coding region: 629-2398 (589 amino acids)
Source: RefSeq, a predicted model, not a curated record
AUUUUUAUCAUAAUUGCUUUAGUUCGUGCCAUCAACUAUAUGGCUGGAACUAUAAUAGAAAUAUAGACUUUACAUCCCAUCGUACUUGCAUUACAAUGUGAUGCAAUUGCAACUAUGAUCUAAAGUAGUACUUUAGUUAUUCUUAGUGUUUUCCAGUUCCGGUUGGGGUAGGAAGUCUGUACUUAUUACAUGAAUAUAUAAGACAUAGUAUGUUUUCUCACUCGUUUACUUGCAAACAAAUAGGAUACAUGCCAAAAUAAGAAAGAGCAAUCUAAAAACAUUAUUUAGUUGCGAUAAGUUACCAAUUCAAUAGGAAUAUAGGAAUCAGAUAAGUUGAGAAGCUUCUUAAAGUUGGUUAAAAAUAAUAGCAACAGAAUGUAAAAAAAAUUAUCCGAAAUUGACAAUUUAUGCAUAUCGGAUCGAAAUUUUAUGAGCCACCAAAAAUUUAACAACAUAUUACUAAAAUAUUAUAUUUAUAAAAAAUGUUAGUACUGCCUAGAUUUACCUAGUAGGGUACGGUUAAAAGCAAUCAUGCAAUACACUUUCCAUUCACUAUAUCCAGAUAUCAAUCUAUUCGCUCCGACACCUCACGUGCGGCCUAAAAGCCCCCGUAAUUGAUAUUGUCAUCAUGUUUGUAGCAACUGAGUCCAAUUUAAAUGGAAUCUUACCUUCCGAACAAUAUACAUGGACUAAACUAGCAAAAAGUGCAGCUAAAAUAGCAUUCCACAAUUUCGACUGGCGCUACGUAACUUUAGUUAUUUUUAAUUCUUCUAUGUUCUAUGGAGUCCAAACGUUUAUAUCGUCAUAUGAAAGAAGUCAAAUUAUUGUCAACGAUUUUGUCUAUCUACGACACACUCGAAAAACGCAACAAUACGUAUUAUUUAGUGCCGAUAUCACCGAAAUCAUGAACACACUAGACUGGAUGAAAUCGCAAAAGUUCGAUAACACUGGCAAAUAUUUAAUUAUUUGUGAAUCAGAAAUAGACGCGCGAUGUGAUGAAGAAGAAGCUGCCAAUGUUUUUUGGAGCCACAAAAUAAUUAAUGUGGUAUUUUUAAAACAUAAAUCUCGUAGUAAGGAAAUAAAUGGUUAUGUUUACAAUUUUAAUGAGGACUGUCAUACUAUAAAACCUUACAAAUUGAAUACUUUAAAUACUUGCCUGAAUAUUAAUGAAACAAAAUGCAGCCAAAUGUUUCCUGUGAAGCUAACAAAUUUGCAUAGAUGUCCAAUUAUAGUUUCUACAUUUGUCCGACCACCUUACAUGAAUAUAGUCGACGGCAAGCCCAAAGGUGCAGAUGGGGACUUGUUACUCCUAAUUGCUGAUAGAAUAAAUGCAACUCUUGUGAUGAUGACCCCACGCCGUGGUAACGGUUGGGGAUCACUACGUAAAGACGGCAACUGGACCGGUUCGUUGGCAGACGUUUAUGAUAAUUUUGCAAACUUUUCUAUGACUUCCGCAGCUGUCACACUCGCUAGAUUUACUCAUUUCCAAAUGUCAAUAGAUUAUCACUCAACUAAAAUAGUAUGGAUUACGCAUCGUGCGUCUUUGAAAUCUUCUUCUUUAAAAUUAAUUUAUCCAUUCCAAUUAUCAACUCAAGUGGCCGUUCUUAUUAGUUUUACAUUUGUUAUUUUUUGUGCUGUUUUCAUGCGAAGCCAAUUCUGGCGUAGGUUUAACCAAAGUAUGAAUUUAUAUAAACCACGUUACGGCGUUAUAUUUUACUCUUGGGUAAUUUGCAUGGGCCUGCCGGCUACAAAGUUACCUGUAAAUCGUAGUGCAAUGAGUAUAGUAAUAUUGUGGAUGUGGUACUGCAUUAUGUUGCGUACUGUUUACCAGGCGUUCCUUAUGCAAGUGUUACAGAAAAAUUAUUAUUUUAAAGAAUUUGAAACUAUAGAAGAGGCGUACGCAGCACACUAUCGCUUUGGGGGUGGACUGGCUUUGAAAGACUACUACAUUGAUUACCCUCUAGUGUAUGAUAGGUGGAAUGAAGUAAAUAUUAGCGAUAUCAUACCAGUUUUAUACAAAUUAUCAGAUGGACUGCAAUUUGUGAUAGCAAUGAAUAUGGAAACCGCAAUCACCAUAAUAAGGAAUCAUAAUAUAAAAGCUCGUAUUUUGUCACAAAAAGUAGUUAUCAGUCCAGCGGUAAUAUUUUUCAAAAAGUUCUCUCCAUUGGUGAAGCCUGUAAACCGUGUAUUGAGACGAUUAAUAGAGUCUGGGUUUUCUGAUAAGUCAUAUAAAGAUCAUGUAAAUUUAAAAAUAUCACGGAAUAUUAAAAAUGCUCACCAACCAAUCACUACAGAUCAUUAUACAGGUUGUUACGUAAUAUUACUUUUUGGUUGGAUAUUAUCAAUUAUUUUGUUCAUAGUAGAGCUUUGCCUGGGCAAAAUGCAUUGGCAUAUUUAAGAUUAUUUUCCAGAAGGAGGCUUGAUUCCUUAAAAAAGACAUUAUGUACUCUUAGAUCCGCCUUUGCGCUUAAAAGCUCAAGCAGAGCACACAUGGCGCAAUCUCAAAGUACGCCUAUGAUAAAAUAAACAAUUUCCUGCAAGUUUACUACUGUACGUUUCACGCGUCACUUCCUGCCUCGUCUGUAGAUAUGUGGAACAAAUUACUAACAGCGCAUUUCCUAAUAAAGACGACAUACCUUCAAGAAGAGAAUCUAUAUCUUUUUAAAAGGCCAGCAACACAUUAGCGACUCCCCUGGUGCCGUUAGUGUCCAUCGACUGCGGUAAUCACUUGCCAUCAGGUGAGCCGCAUACUCAUUAGUCGCCCUUUCACAAAAAAUUAUAAUGUUGUAGAUUACUGAGUGUAGGUGAUUAUAGUCGGUUAAUAAUAAUUCGAUGAGAAAAUUUUAAACUUAGAAAAAAAAAGAUAUAUUAAAAACAUAUAAAGUAUUUUUUGAGUAAAAAAAAAAUCGAAUCCAUUUAUCACUUGGCGAAAUCGUAUAAUAGUUUUACCCGGCGUUGGUGGCAAUCAAACGAAAAUACGACCAACUUACAAGUAAGGAGGACCAGUCGCUGCAACCCAUGAACGCCUGCAACUCUAAAUGUAUAACUCAUUGUAAUAUCGUAAGCACUAGAAAGGUUAUAGUUUUCUGUGACUUAUAAUCGCCAUCUUUUACCGUGAAUAAAUAGCCUAAAUAAAUAGCUAUAAUAAAGCCGCCUUAUCGUACUUGUAUUGAUACAAGUUAAUCAAAUUUAUUUGUGGUUUUUUGUUAUCGUCUAUGUUGUGUAAUAAUAAAGUAUACUUAUUUA